GGAGGAGGAGGCAGUUCCCAAACAGAGAGAGAAGGAGAGGAAGGGUCAGUGGCUGGAGCUGGGAGGCAGCAAGCAGCAGAAGGCUGGUGCAAGGGGCAGCCUCCCCUGGCCUUGGGCAGCCCCUCUCGCCCCCUCUCUCGCCUUCUUCCUCUUCCUCAAAGUUUGGGAGGAAAGUUUGUGGGCGCCCCCGGCAGCAUCAUGGCGAGCAGCCCGGCACCCAGCAAGGAGCAGAGGGAGAAGGAGAGGGAGAAGGAGGCCGCCCAGCCUGGCCCUGGCCCGGCUCUGCCUUGCCCAAGAGGAGGCGGCGGCGGGGGUGGAGGGGCUCCCUUCCUGGGGCUCCUCUGCCUGGCCCUCUGCUCCAGCCUCGCCUCCUCCUCCGCCGCCAGCGACUCCGAGUUUUCCAUCUUGGAUGAGGCGCAAGUUUUGGCCACUCAGAUGAGGAAGCUGGCCUCCGAGGAGCUCGGGGUGGUCACCAUGCAGCGGAUAUUCAACUCCUUUGUGUACACAGAAAAAAUCUCAAAUGGUGAAAGUGAAGUUCAGCAGCUGGCAAAAAAAAUUCGGGAAAAGUUUAACCGUUACUUGGAUGUGGUAAAUCGAAACAAACAUGUAGUAGAAGCUUCGUACACUGCUCAUCUGACAUCACCCUUGACUGCAAUUCAAGACUGCUGCACCAUUCCGCCAUCUAUGAUGGAGUUUGAUGGUAAUUUUAACACCAAUGUAUCUAGAACGAUUAGCUGUGAUAGACUGUCUACAACUGUGAAUAGCAGAGCAUUCAAUCCUGGCCGUGACUUAAAUUCUGUUCUUGCUGACAACCUGAAAUCUAACCCAGGAAUUAAAUGGCAAUACUUUAGUUCAGAAGAAGGCAUUUUUACUGUGUUUCCAGCCCACAAAUUUCGAUGCAAGGGAAAUUAUGAACAUCGCAGCAGGCCUGUCUACGUCUCUACGGUUAGACCGCAGUCUAAGCACAUAGUUGUCAUUGUGGAUCAUGGGGCUUCAGUGACAGAGACACAACUCCAGAUUGCUAAAGAUGCAGCCCAAGUUAUUCUGAAUUCAAUAGAUGAACAUGAUAAAAUCUCUGUGUUAACUGUGGCAGACACAGUAAGAAUCUGCUCCUUGGAUCAGUGCUAUAAGACAUUUCUGUCUCCUGCCACCAGUGAGACAAAAAGGAAAAUGUCCACUUUCGUUAGUAAUAUAAAGUCAUCUGACAGCCCUACUCAGCAUGCAGCAGGAUUUCAAAAAGCAUUUCAGUUGAUAAGAAAUACAAACAAUAGCACUAAACAGCAAGCAAAUACAGAUAUGGUCAUUAUUUAUUUAUCAGCUGGAAUAACAUCAAGAGAUCCAUCAGAAGAUGGCAAAAAAGCCACCCUUCGUGUCAUCAAUGAAGAAAAUAGUUUUCUUAACAACUCUGUAAUGAUCCUUACCUAUGCUCUAAUUAAUGAGGGAGUUACAGUUUUAAAAGAACUAGCAUUUCUCCGAGAUCUGGCAGAACAAAACUCAGCAAAGUAUGGGGUGCCUGACCGAACUGCAUUACCUGUGAUAAAAGGGAGCAUGAUGGUCCUGAAUCAGCUGAGCAAUUUGGAAACUACAGUUGGACGGUUUUAUACAAAUCUCCCAAAUCACAUGAUUGAUGAAGCAGUCUUCAGUUUGCCUUUUUUGGAUGAAAUGGGAGAUGGUCUGAUAAUGACUGUAAGCAAGCCUUGUUAUUUUGGAAACCUGCUAUUGGGAAUUGUAGGAGUAGAUGUUAACCUGGCUUAUAUUUUGGAAGAUGUUACUUAUUACCAAGAUUCUUUGGCUUCCUACACAUUUUUAAUAGAUAACAAAGGAUACACUCUUAUGCACCCUUCCCUUACCAGACCCUACUUGCUUUCUGAACCACCACUUCAUACAGAUAUAAUCCAUUAUGAGAAUGUUCCAAAAUUUGAACUGGUUCGGCAGAACAUUCUUAGCCUCCCUCUAGGCAGUCAGCUUAUUACAGUCCCCGUGAACUCCUCACUGUCAUGGCAUGUAAACAAACUGCGUGAAAUUGGGAAAGAUGCCUACAAUGUGAGUUACGCCUGGAAAAUGGUUCAAGAUACUUCUUUCAUAUUGUGUAUUGUUGUGAUACAGCCAGAAAUACCUGUUAGACAACUUAAAAACCUGAACACAGUACCCAGUAGCAAGCUUCUUUAUCAUCGAUUGGAUCUCUUGGGUCAGCCCAAUGCUUGCCUACAUUUCAAACAGCUGGCAACAUUAGAAAGCCCUACGGUAAUGCUGUCUGCAGGUAGCUUCUCUUCUCCAUAUGAACAUCUGAGCCAACCUGAGACCAAGAGGAUGGUGGAACACUAUACAGCAUAUCUCAGUGAUAACACACGUCUGAUUGCCAACCCAGGGCUGAAAUUCUCUGUCAGAAAUGAAGUAAUGGCUACCAGUCACGUCACAGAUGAAUGGAUGACACAAAUGGAAAUGAGUAGCUUGAACAGUUACAUUGUCCGCCGUUACAUAGCAACGCCCAAUGGGGUGCUCAGAAUUUAUCCUGGUUCCCUCAUGGACAAAGCAUUUGAUCCCACUAGGAGACAAUGGUACCUCCAUGCAGUGGCAAAUCCAGGAUUAAUUACUUUCACCGGGCCCUACUUAGAUGUUGGAGGAGCUGGGUAUGUGGUUACCAUCAGUCACACAGUUCAUUCUUCAAGUUCACAAAUGUCUUCUGGCCAUUCUGUUGCUGUGAUGGGAAUUGAUUUUACCUUGAGGUAUUUCUACAAGGUACUAAUGGACCUCUUACCAGUUUGUAAUCAAGAUGGAGGCAAUAAAAUAAGAUGUUUUAUUAUGGAAGACAGAGGAUACCUAGUGGCACACCCAACUCUUAUUGAUCCCAAAGGCCAUGCUCCAGUAGAACAGCAACAUAUUACACAUAAGGAGCCCCUGGUGGCAAAUGAUAUCUUGAACCACCCAAACUUUGUGAAGAAAAACCUUUGUAAUAGUUUCAGCGACAGAACAGUCCAGAGGUUUUACAAAUUCAAUACCAGCUUGACGGGUGAUCUGACAAAUCUUGUGCAUGGCAGCCACUGUUCUAAGUACAAGCUGACAAGAAUACCUGGGACCAAUGCCUUUGUUGGAAUAGUAAAUGAAACUUGUGACUCACUUGCCUUCUGUGCCUGUAGUAUGGUAGAUAGGCUCUGCCUAAACUGUCACAGAAUGGAACAGAAUGAGUGUGAAUGUCCUUGUGAAUGCCCUCUGGAGGUCAAUGAAUGUACUGGCAAUCUUACAAAUGCAGAGAGUAGAAAUCCUAGUUGUGAAGUCCACCAGGAACCCAUGGCAUUUACUGCUGUUGAUACCAAUUUACAAGAUGCUCUUCCUCAGUGUAUUAAUACACGGUGUAAUCAAAGGAUGGAAAGCGGGGACUGUUUUGGCGUCUUAGACUGUGAGUGGUGUGUGGUGGACAGCGAUGGAAAAACUCAUCUAGAUAAACCCUACUGUGCUCUUCAGAAAGAAUGCUUUGGUGGCAUUGUGGGUGCCAAAAGUCCUUAUGUGGACGACAUGGGAGCCAUUGGAGAUGAGGUGAUAGCUUUGAAUAUGAUAAAAAGUGCUCCAGUUGGUCCUGUAGCAGGAGGUAUUAUGGGAUGCAUCAUGGUACUAGUGCUGGCUGUGUAUGCCUAUCGUCACCAGAUCCACCGCAGAAGUCAUCAGCAUAUGUCUCCACUUGCAGCGCAAGAAAUGUCAGUCCGCAUGUCCAACCUGGAGAAUGAUAGGGAUGAGAGGGAUGAUGACAGUCAUGAAGACAGAGGAAUCAUCAGUAACACUCGAUUUAUAGCAGCAGUUAUUGAGCGGCAUGCACACAGUCCUGAGCGGAGGCGCCGUUACUGGGGACGAUCAGGAACAGAAAGCGAUCAUGGUUACAGUACUAUGAGUCCUCAGGAAGAUAGUGAAAACCCUCCCUGCAAUAAUGACCCUUUAUCUGCUGGCGUCGAUGUGGGAAAUCAUGAUGAAGAUUUAGACUUGGACACCCCUCCUCAGACUGCUGCACUCUUGAGUCACAAGUUCCACCACUACAGGUUGCAUCAUCCAGCACUUCAUCACAGUCAUCACCUACAGGCUGCUGUCACAGUACACACUGUAGAUGCAGAGUGCUAGUGACCUCUGGCCUUGAGGAGGAAAUGCAGCCAGCAAACACUGAUCCAGACAACCAAGGGCAGACUUACACCAAGUGUUCUUUUACCUUGACCAGAGAUAGUUGGGGGUAACUUCACGAAAUCUUUUUCACAUGAAAACCUGACUUGCGUAAAUGCAAGGUUGGCUCCAAAGUGGAAGAGAAAGUAGCAUGAUGAAUAAACCUGCCAUAACAUCCAGUAAAAUGGAAUACCAGGAAUGCUCAGCCUCCAAACACAGGAAGAAAGGUUUAUACAGUAAACACAGCCUUUUGAACCCUUGUUAAUCAGAGCCAAGGAAAGAUUUUGCUCAGAGAGAGAGAAACAAUUGCUUUCCUUAACUGGAAGAACAGAAAUCUUUGCAGCAAGAGACAGAGGUUGCAAGAUCCAUAAAUAGUCCUUGCCAUGAGGUUUCCAUUUGAGCUGAGUGUUUUGUUUUCGGUUUUUAAAAGUUCAUUACUUUUACAAAUUUCCUGUAUGGGACCUGGGGACAGUGGAUCUCAAUAUUUUUAAAUAAAGUAUUAUUUUUGUACUAUUUAUUGAACUCAAAACAUUCAUGAACUCUGAAGGAGAUGAAAGAGAGGGGAUAAAAAAGCAUUAGGAGCUCUCUGCGAAUAUAGCCUAUGUUUUAUUUGUGUUGGUAAUGCUGUGGUUCUUGUCAAGAGGACUUGUCAUUCCUCGGGGCAAGAUUUUCACUCUCCCCCCCCCCCCCCCCCCCAGCUAUAAAGGGAAAAUGAAGAAAUUGUGUGCUGAUUUGUUUACAUGAUUAAGGUUUGGUUUCCAUGGUCAUUUUGUACACUUUAAAGAUGGUUUAUAACACAGUAUUUUUUUAGAUAUAAAUAUAUAUAUAUAUGUAUCUGAAUGUGGGGAGAAGGAAUACCAGCCUCCCAGCACUGAGGAAUCCUGCCUAUUUUCCCACAGUUGAUCCUGUUCAAUCCCAGGCUGAGGGCAAGAUUCCAUUCAUGUAGUAAUGCAGUGUUCAAAAACCAUUCAUGAUUACUAGAGGAAUAAUUAUAAUUUGUUCUGUUUCCUUUUUACAUGACAGUACAUUUUUGGAAAAUGUAGGGAGGUAAAUGAAAUGCUUUGUAAACAGUUGGUCUUUGUGAAAGGUUUAUUUUCAAAUCAUACUGAUAAGGUUCUGUCUUCGUUAUCUGGAAUUUAACACUGCUUUUAGUGAUUGUUACAGGGAUAAAUAACAUCUGACCAGUACCAUGCAGGCCAUCAUAAUUUUAAAUUAGUGUUAAAUCACAAUUUUUUUGUUUAUUGUGAUUAAAAUAUGAAAACAUUCUUGCAUUGUGCAUAUGAUAAAUUUCCAUUUAUAUGUAGGAUUUGGUUUUUUAAAACAUCUCUGGAUACUGUUUUAAUGAUAGGGUACUUAAUACUUAUUAUGUAAAAAUGGUUCUUAACUUGAAGCAGUAUGGUAAAAUAUGUGUGUGCUAUCAGGAUCCCCUUUAUACUAUGUAUACAAUUACAACCUCUAGUGAAAUAAACUGUGUAUAAAGUAUGGAUUUAUGGAUUAAUUUUGGCAGAAUUGAACAUAACUUUUGUUUUUAAUAUUUAAAAUUUUGAGUCAUAUAUUGAUAAUGCAAAUUCUUCAAUGUGCUGUACAUUUUCACACAGCUGUCACUUUCAUUUCUCACUAUUGAAACUCACAAAUACUUUGAGACAUACCAGUGGGGAAUGCAUGUGGGGAGUUCCACCAUUUUGUAAUAUGAACAGGGGCAUAAUCUGUGCACACAGUAGGACCCAUCAUGUACCCAGGAUGUGGCCUUUGUGCAAAGACUGGAAAACUCUUGCUCACAACUGGCUUUUGAUCUUGCCAAUUGAUUGUUGGCACUUAGAAAAGUAGAAAGCCCUAAGAGAGUUCAAGCACAACACGAACAUACUGUCACAAUAGCUCCAGUUGCUGUGUUGAUGCUAAAAGAGUAAAAUAUGGGAUGUUCAUAAUUAAUUUUCAACAGCUGCAUAAACAUCAUUAGGCAGAUAUUAAGAAACAAAUCAUUUCAUUUUGUCCUUGAUUUCAGAACAGCAGAAAGUAGUCAAAAAUGGAAAAUUGCCACUAGGGUUUGGUUCUGCAUGGAUAUCAAAAACCCAUGAAAUACAAUGGCAUAGUGAAACUUAUGUAAAAAAGCAAAAUCAAGGUUUGCUUUUAGGAAUUUAUGUAUUUUAAAAAUAUUUUCAAGUUGUGGAUGGUUGAAUCUGUGGAUAAAGAAACUUUAAUAUACUGUAAAACUUGUCCAACAAGCCAGGUAGAUGUCUUAAUAAAUGAGAGAGCAAAUGUUUGCAAUCUUGAUAUUCAUGUUUUUCUGAACUAAGUUGAAGACCUAGAAAGAUUAAGGACCUCUUGUUCCAGAUCACACCAUUUUGAAUUAUUAAUCAGCGUGGCAUAAUCCAAAACUGAAUGACAGAAAUAUAAUAUUCUAUUUCUAGAGCUUUCCUGGAAAAAAUUGUGAACUAACAAUUUUGAUACCACACUUGUUUAAAUAUGUAUGCCUCUAUAGCAAAAUGCCAGUCCAUGGGGGGAAGGCAUGAACGCCACUUGCACUGUACACAUAGACAAAUGCUCUUCAACCAUGCAUCAGAGGUAAAAUGAAAGAAAGUAAACCUUUCCACUGGAGUCUUCACUUAUUGACUUUGGCAUUUAAGAAGAAAUAUUCCUUUAGAGCACUUUUAAGGAACAGGAUUGUUACUAUAUGAACUACUUUGUAUUUUCUUUUAUAAAAUUUUGCCCAGUUGAACAGUAAUACAUAAUGAAUGAAUAUUUGCAUUUUGUAAGGGUUUGAAUAGCAUGAAGUAUUUUGGUGUAACCAUUGAUAAAUCACACUUUUUUCCUGUUUGCAGCUACUGAUUUCCAACUGAAGCCCUAAAAAUUAUAUAUUAAAAUAAGGACAGUUGUAAUCAUCAUUCAGCACUUAUGAUAAAGUGAUACAUUUCUGGCUGCUAUCCCUGCUAAUAACAGAGGUAGUGUCCUAAAUUGGAUGAGAAUCAUGUGGCUUUUUGGAAGUUGUUGGGUAGCAAGUUCCUUGCCAACACAGUCAGUGGUAAAGAAUGCUGGCAGCUGCUGUCCAACAACAUCUGGAGAGUCACAUGAUCCUCAUCCUUGACCUAUUAUGUAGUGAAGUUGUUUCCUCAAGGGUAACUGUCAGAUGGUGGGUUAGAGUUAAGGACAUGUUUCAUUGCAUUGUAAUGCAUAGUACCUUGCAAUUGAAGAAGAAAGUGACCUGUCAGGGUCAUGUGCCAAUUAACAGUACUGAUGAGUUAAUAGCAUAGUCUAUUAACACUUAGACAAGGGGAUGGGGACAAGUGCUUUGCGGAAGAUGAACUGGAAUAGCAAGAUGUUCCAUGUGCUAAGUUUAAACAUUCUGUCCAGGCUCUUAGGUAUAAUGAGUUGGGUUCAUCCCAUCUGUUCCGUGUCCAGUUCUAUGCUCAUUGCAUGACUUAGUUAUGUACUUAUCAAACCAAAAGUGACUGGUUUGGGGAGGGUAUGAUUUGAUUUUUGUCCCUUUUGUUUACAGUAACAUCCUUGAAGUACAAUACAGUUUUGCUAUGGUAAGUGUGAGUAAAGCUGUACUAAAAGUUUACUUCUACUACUACUACAGUCAGCCCUGCGUAUCCACAGUUUCAAACACCCAUAGUUUCAAAAAAAAAAUUUUAAAUGUAUAAAUUCCAAAAAACAAACCUUGAUUUUGCCAUUUGAUAUAAGGGACACCAU
Sceloporus undulatus (fence lizard) is the source of this 7833-nucleotide messenger RNA. It is a transcript of the gene CACHD1, whose product is annotated as cache domain containing 1. Lineage: Eukaryota; Metazoa; Chordata; Lepidosauria; Squamata; Phrynosomatidae. The coding region runs from base 199 to 4107 and encodes 1302 amino acids. The record is from RefSeq and is a predicted model, not a curated record. Gene Ontology annotation, cellular component: voltage-gated calcium channel complex. Gene Ontology annotation, molecular function: voltage-gated calcium channel activity. The transcript is spliced from 27 exons.